UUUUAUUAAAAAUGGGCUUUAUGUUAUUUCCAUUAUUUUGGGUUUAUAUCCCAUAACAGUGGGAAAGGACAAUUUGACCCCAGACAAAUCUUGUAUUAUUUUGCUAAAUCAUCAGAGCUUUAUUGAUGUUUUUGCAUUAAAAGACAUAUGGCAUGAUAAAUGCGUAUUUAUAGCAAAGGUUGAAUUACUCUAUGCUUUUCCUUUGGGACUGAUUGCGUGGCUGUGUCGAACGAUAUUCAUAAAUCGCUCCGAUCGAAAUUCUUCAAUUAAAGAGCUUCAUAACGCUGCUUUUCUUGCCAAACAAGAGAAUCUUUCUAUUGUUAUUUUUCCCGAAGGUACAAGAAAUGAUUGUGGACGAUUGCUAAAUUUCAAAAAGGGAGCAUUUCAUUUAGCAAUAGAGACUCAAGUUAAUAAAAUUUUAAAGUUGCCAAUUCAACCCGUUGUGGUCGCGCCUUAUCAUAACUUUUUAAACCAUAAGCUAAAAAUAUUUGAACCGGGUAUGUUAAAUUAUUCUCUACCCUAUAUCUUCAUCAAUUAUUAUAUUGCCCAUAAUGGAUUCGAUUGUAUAAAUUACUCUAAGGAUUUUAUCAUACAAAUAAUAAUUUGUUGUACAGAAUAG
This is a messenger RNA of Protopolystoma xenopodis, 619 nucleotides long. The record is from the annotation of a GenBank genome assembly. Lineage: Eukaryota; Metazoa; Platyhelminthes; Monogenea; Polystomatidea; Polystomatidae.